Molecule: messenger RNA, 1183 nt
Organism: Athalia rosae (coleseed sawfly)
Lineage: Eukaryota; Metazoa; Arthropoda; Insecta; Hymenoptera; Athaliidae
Gene: koko
Product: cyclin-Q
Exons: 6
Coding region: 122-937 (271 amino acids)
Biological process (GO): regulation of transcription by RNA polymerase II
Cellular component (GO): nucleus
Molecular function (GO): cyclin-dependent protein serine/threonine kinase regulator activity
Source: RefSeq, a predicted model, not a curated record
CACCGGCCGCUACAUCCAGCCUCCAUAGUCAAAAUGCUGUAAACAAGUGCGGUGUAUGUGAUCUGACUUUAUGAGUGUAAUUGAGUGAAAAUACUACAAUCACAGUGUAGAAUAUCAAAAUAUGAACCCAACUGAGCCGACCAGCAGCGAAACUCUAAGCUCAAAAAUGAAGGAUGUUAUAGACGUUCUCGCGAUGCAGCGAGAAAAGAGAAAUACUUUACAAAAAAGUAUAACUGUUGAUUACACUGCAGCCAGCGAUAGUUUCACCGCCUCAAGAUUCAUCUUCGAAUGCGGUUUUAAACUAGAAGCUCAUCCUCUGACAACUGCAACUGCUGCAACUCUAUAUCACAGAUUUUUUAAAGAGGCUGAACAGGAGGGCUACGAUUGCUACCUCAUAGCGGCAACGUGUUUGUAUCUCGCUGGAAAAGUUAAAGAUAAUCCCCUUAAAAUUCGAGAUGUGAUGAACGUUGCGCACAAUACCUUACACAGAGGAUCUCAACCUCUAGAAUUAGGUGAUCAGUAUUGGAGCAUGAGAGAUGCCAUAGUGCAAGCGGAAUUACUCAUCAUGCGAAUGCUCAAAUUUCAAGUUAUACCUGAACACCCGCACAGGUACAUGCUGCACUAUCUGAGAUCACUGCAGGCCUGGUUUGGCGAAGAAGAAUGGUCCAAGUAUCCAGUAGCUAGAACAAGCAUGGCUUUACUUCAAGAUUUCCACCAUUCUACAGCGAUUCUUGACUAUGCUCCAAACCUCAUAGCUAUCGCCUGCAUCAAUUUAACACUACAAAUAUAUGGUGUCGUUGUCCCUCUAAUGGACGAGUGUGAUCAGCAGCCUUGGUUUAAUGUUUUCUGCAAGGAUCUUACUAGAGAAAAACUUUGGGAAAUAAUGGAGAAGAUUAUGGCGGCGUACGACGAUGAACCAGAAACUAGAGAUAAUUGACAAUUAAUAAAUCACAAGGAGAGCCCAGUAGUUGAUCCAUGAGUCUUGUGAGAAAUGAAAGGCAAAGGUUCUUUGAAUUUUCCGCACACCAGCGGAUAGUAAAAAACCUAAUGAGUGAAGAGUAAAGAGUACUGGAUUGAGGAAGAAUUUCUAAAAGAGAAUACAAUAAAAUUACGAUGGUUAAUUUUAAUCCUAAUUAUUAUUUGAUAUAUCACUGAACAAUAAAAGACCAACAUAAUUCUUGAA